Molecule: messenger RNA, 1027 nt
Organism: Boleophthalmus pectinirostris (great blue-spotted mudskipper)
Lineage: Eukaryota; Metazoa; Chordata; Actinopteri; Gobiiformes; Gobiidae
Product: low choriolytic enzyme-like
Exons: 9
Coding region: 70-936 (288 amino acids)
Biological process (GO): proteolysis
Molecular function (GO): metalloendopeptidase activity; zinc ion binding
Source: RefSeq, a predicted model, not a curated record
AAUAUUUCUACUACUCAUAUUUGUAGUACUAGUAAUUCUUGCCUUGGUGAGGUUUGUCUGAUCAGCGGCAUGGCUCAGGUCUUGGUCUUGACUGUCUUCUUGACCCUUCUCAGCUCGGGCUCUCCUGCUCCUGUGGACCACUCUAAGGAGGACCACCCCCAUGCUCAGGUGUCUACAAGUGCAGUAGAAGAUGAAAAUUCAGACAUCUUGGAAAAACUGCUGAAAAUCAACUCUCAUCUGGGUGAAAAGCUGACUGAAGGAGACAUCGCACAGAAGGAUACAUCAAAUUUGCCCGAUGGUGUGUUAUCGAACGCUGCCCAGUGCGCUCUGAGCACCUGCAGGUGGCCCAAAGACGCAGAUGGAUUUGUGCAUGUCCCUUUUGUUAUCGACCGGACUUUUUCUAAAAACAACGCUGAUUUCAUCCGUCAAGUCAUGGCAGAGAUUGAACAGGUCACUUGUGUCCGAUUUGAGGAGCUCAAUAAACGGGGAGUACGACAAACUGAUGACUACAUCAUUGUAACUUCAGAAACAGGGUGCUGGUCGUACGUUGGCCGUAUUGGAGGCCAGCAGAAGCUGUCCCUGCAGCAAAGCGGAUGCAUUUACCGUCAGAUAAUCCAGCAUGAAUUCUUCCAUGCUCUGGGCUUCUUUCACGAGCACACCCGGAGCGACCGCGACAACCACGUCAUCAUCCACUAUGAGAACAUAAACCCAGAUUACAUCCAUAAUUUCGAUCUUCAGAACACCAACAACCUCCAGACUCCAUAUGAUUUCCUAUCUGUGAUGCAGUACAGCAAUCGGGCAUUCAGCAUCAAUGGCCAAAUGACCAUUUCAGCUAAAGACAACCCUACUUUACUGUUUGGAGGUGCUACGGCCAUGAGUGAGAAUGACGUACUGCGCGUCAACAAACUCUACAGCUGCACCGCCUACCUGCCCUAGAGAGAACAUGCUGCCAGCGGCCACCAGGGGGCGCUCUCACAUUAAUACCCAAUCAUGUCACCGAGUAAUUUGCUAUGAUUUAGUUUCUCUG